Dreissena polymorpha is the source of this 2484-nucleotide messenger RNA. RefSeq names its product AF4/FMR2 family member 1-like. Bases 1 to 2412 code for a protein of 803 amino acids. The transcript is spliced from 4 exons. Gene Ontology annotation, molecular function: oxidoreductase activity. The record is from RefSeq and is a predicted model, not a curated record. Lineage: Eukaryota; Metazoa; Mollusca; Bivalvia; Myida; Dreissenidae.
AUGUAUUAUUUACCAAACGACGGCGCCAUCGCGGCGUUUGCGCGCCUCUACGCACGUGCAUCGGAGAGUCACCUUGGCGGCGCGUCCUUCCUGCCGUGGAACAGGGUCAUGCUUGUAAUGUUCGAGGAGGCUCUACGACGUCACGACCCCAGCGUCUCGCUGCCGUACUGGGACGUCACCAUCGACCAAGACAUGGAUAACCCAGUCAACUCGGUGCUCUGGACGCCCGAGUACUUCGGCGCUGGCACCGGCGAGGUGAUGGACGGACCGGCCGCCGGCUGGGUGACCAGCCAGGGCAAUCUCGAGCGAAACUACGGGCGGCAGGGUCGCCUCAUCUCCAAGGAAGUAAUUCCUAACAUACUGCAGAGGUGUAAUUUAAGGGACAUCUCUCAGCCAUUCGCCCGUCGCCGUAACGAUCUCGAGUACCAUCACGGCGGCCCUCACACCUGGGUAGGCGGCGACAUGGCGCACCCCGCGACCGCCGCCUUUGAUCCAGUCUUUUAUAUGCACCACGCCUUCGUAGACUACAUAUGGGAGGUCUUCCGGCGCCGACAGUCCAGGCGGUGUGGCGUGGAUCCAUCACAGGACUACCCGGAAGUUCCUCUAGGGAACAGUCACGCCGCCGAGUCGCCGAUGGUGGGGUUUGAAUGGUUCAAGAACAGUGACGGGUUGCAGAACGAUUGGAUCGACAAUUGGUAUAACUAUGAGUCUCCACCAUCUUGUCCAAACUGUUGCGAUGGCUGCAGCUUCCCUCCGCCCAUCACGUGUGACAGAAGACGAGACGUCUGCGUCGCGCGUUCCAGGAGAAAUUUCGUGUUCGGACCUCGGAGUGAGAGUACUCGAAUCAAAGAUAUCAUCGCGCAAGCUCAGCUAGAUCCUCGAGAAAUUGAGACCCUUACAUUUCAGCCCACUCCGAGAAACCGCGGUCAGGAGUUUCCGGCGCCUCCAAGUGAUUCAAGGACAUUGCAGACUGCCAUUGCCGAUGCGUAUGAGUCAGUCCGACGGUCAAGCGAACAAGGUCGGUCUAAUGAUAGAUCACCUUCUGAUACACGUGAUCAAAGAGCCCAAGCUACCUCUCGUGAUACCACAGGUGCGAUCGAUCCACGCGAUCGUAGAGCUCCUAGUGAUCCACGUGAUUCUGGAGCUCCAAUUGAAUCACGUGAUUUUAGAGCUCCUAUUGACCCACGUGAUUCUAGAGCUCCUAUUGACCCACGUGAUUCUAGAUCUCAUUUUGACCCACGUGAAUCUAGAGCUCCUAUUGAUCCACGUGAUUCUAGAGCUCCUAUUGAUCCACGUGAUUCUAGUGCUCCUAUAGACCCACGUGAUUCUAGAUCUCCUAUUGAUCCACGUGAUUCUAGAGCUCCUAUUGAUCCACGUGAUUCUAGAGCUCCUAUUGAUCCACGUGAUUCUAGAGCUCCUAUUGAUCCACGUGAUUCUAGAUCUCCUAUUGACCCACGUGAUCCUCGAGCUUCUUUUGAUAUACGUGGUCCUAGAGCUCCUAUAGAUUCACGUGGUCCCAGAGCAAGUAUUGAUACACGUGAUCCUAGAGCAAGUAUUGCGGCACGUGAUCCUAGACCUCUUAUUGAUCCACGUAAUCCUAGAGCUCCCAUGGGUCCCCGUGAUCCAAGAGCCACUAUUGAUCCCCGGGAUCCUAGAGCUCUUAUUGACACACGUGAUCCUCGAGCUUCUUUUGAUCCCCGUGAUCAAAGAGAUCUUAUUGGCACACGUGAUCCAAGAGCUCCUAUAGGCUCAGGUGAUACUAGAGCAUCUAUUGAUUCCCGUGAUCCUAUAGCUUCUAUAGACUCACGUGACCCUAGAUCUUCUUUUGUCGCACGUGAUCAUAGGGCUACUAUUGAUCCCCGUGAUCCGAGAGCUCCUAUAGACUCACGUGGUCCCAGAGCAAAUAUUGACCCACGUGAUUCUAGAGUUCCUAUUGAUCCGCGCGAUACUAGAGUUCCUAUAGACUCACGUGACCUUAGAGGUACUAUGGACACACGUGAUCCUAGAGCUUCCAUUGAUUCACGUGAUAUACGCGGCCCUAUUGAUCCUCGAGACCCACUUGGUCCAGUAGAUCAAGCGACGGAUACCAUGGGAAUUCGCAGUUCGUCUUCCAGAAAUACAAUGAAUCCGGUGUUUGAUUCCCGGGGAUCUAGACUCGAUUCGGAUUCACGCGUGUCUGUCAAUCAUUCGCCAACGCUUUCUAGUCCUAGUGAGGUCUUUUUUGACCCAGCUCCCGACAGGAUAACCGACCCGAUAGAACGUUUAAGGGACCCACGAGCGUUCAGUACCAGAAAUUCACAUGCAGAAAGGUCCGCAUCUAGAGAACAUAGCGAGGGGCUGCGCGAUCCGACCUUUAACCCUCGACUGGAAGGACCGCCUGUCCGCCUCUCUCCAGACGCAGUUCGCCUUUAAUAUGUGGGUUUUGUUCCUUGCACGUUUCUUUUAAUGUAUUUCUCUUGUAUUCGGCCGCGUAGUGUAUAUAUA